This is a messenger RNA of Castor canadensis (American beaver), 1110 nucleotides long. The record is from RefSeq and is a predicted model, not a curated record. Lineage: Eukaryota; Metazoa; Chordata; Mammalia; Rodentia; Castoridae.
AUGGCCAUGUCCACCAUGUCCGUCUGCUCUGACGCUUGCACUGAUGCCUCCUGGCAGGUGGACGACUGUCCAGAGAGCUGCUGCGAGCCCUGCUGUGUCCCCAGCUGCUGCCAGCCCAGCUGCUGUGCCCCUGGCUGCUGUGUCCCAGCCUCCUGCCUGACUUUUGUCCCAGUAAGCUGUGUGUCCAGCCCCUGCAGUCAGUCAGUCUGCACCAGCUUCUGCACGCCCUCGUGCUGCCAGCAGUCUAGCUGUGUACCCGUGUGCUGCAAGCCUGUGUGCUGUGUGCCCAUGUGCUGCAAGCCCGUGUGCUGUGUGCCCGUCUGCUCUGGAGAUUCCUCCUCAUCCUGCCAGCAGUCUAGCUGUGAGCCCUCUUGCUGCUCCUCCUCCCCCUGCCGGCAGUCCUGCUGUGUGCCCGUCUGCUGCAAGCCCUCCUCCAGCGUGUCCCUGCUCUGCCGCCCCGUGUGCAAGCCCGCCUGCUGUGUGCCUGAUUCCUCCUGCUGUGCCUCCUCCUGCCAGCCCAGCUGCUGUGGCCCAGCAGCCUCCAGUUCCAGCUGCUGUGGCCCAGCAGCCUCCAGUGUGUCCCUGCUCUGCCGCCCUGUGUGCAAGCCCGCCUGCUGUGUGCCUGAUUCCUCCUGCUGUGCCUCCUCCUGCCAGCCCAGCUGCUGUGGCCCAGCAGCCUCCAGUGUGUCCCUGCUCUGCCGCCCUGCCUGCUCCCGCCCAGCCUGCUCUCUCCCGGCCCGUGUCCACAGCAGAACCCACAAACAGAGCCCCUGCUGUCCCAAGAAGGCCUCAGCCCCUGUCACUCCUGUUCUCCAACCUGACACCCAGGACCUGGGCUGUGACUUCCAAACCCUUGGCCUCCGUACACCACGAGCCCUGGAUGCCCAGGGCGCCACCUUGCUACCAAGAACACAGACAUCUGUUCCUGGCUGUACAUUGAUAGUUGAUUCCAUUCCGUUGUUGAACGGGCACAGCACUGAGUCUGUGCACCUGCACAGCACACCUGGUUGUCUCCAGGUCUCGAUUGACGGACGAAGCCUCCAGGAACAGAGGCUCUCAGAAUGUGCGAGCAAAUGUUCCCAUGUCCCCUGGUUGGAUCCUAAGGAGUAG